UACUAUGCAGCUCGUCACUUUGCCGAGCGACCAUCGCCGAAGACGACGACGAUUAAACUACGCAGCGGGGUGCGGUGUGGAGACUCGCCACUGCCUCCGCUGGCAGUUACAUCGUCCUUUGCUUCGGUGCGCGACUGCAGUCAAGUUAGCCCAAAGCCACACACUGGACUCAUCAGAACCGAGCCCGACAUCGAUCGGGGUAUCCGCUUAGAUUCUGCCAUACCCUGUCCUGACACUCUUCUACAUUCGUACGUAAAAAGUCGACUGGCAAGGCUUCCAGCCACAAUCAGUGCGUGCAUGGUGUGCCGUAGUGUUCCGCCUUGGAUACGAACCCACCACCUCGGCCGGCACAUCUCCUGUAUUCGGAAGCCAGUGCCAUCCAUGAACGCAGUACUAUUCAAGCCACUUAGCCGAAGGAACAGCAAGUUGGGCCUGGGCGUCAUGUUGACGAGUGUAGAAAAUACCGAGGAAAAGUCACCAGUCAUGCACGAGCUACGUAUUGGAAAAAAUAUGGUAGGUAUGUGUAAGUGUGUAUGCGCAAUACAAUUUCUCCACGGGAUCGACCAGCUGCCCACACUUCCGGAAGAGUUUCCCGCUGUUCCAUCGUCUGCUUGUGUUAUUUCAUGCAUAGCUUUGCAAAGUUAA
Messenger RNA from Bipolaris victoriae FI3, 645 nucleotides. RefSeq lists its product as hypothetical. The annotation marks the transcript as partial. NCBI's taxonomy places the organism in Eukaryota, Fungi, Ascomycota, Dothideomycetes, Pleosporales, Pleosporaceae. The record is from RefSeq and is a predicted model, not a curated record. The transcript has a single exon.